AUGCUGAGUCAGGUGGCAUCUGAUUUGGCAACGUCAAAUUUGGAGAAAUUGAUAAAUGCAACACUUGAACAAUCACGUUAUAUUUGUUGCUUCACAAGCAUUACUGAGGACUUUGAAAAGGAAAAGAAAAAAUUGAUAGCAAAAAGGACAACUUUGGGUGAGCAUGUUAAAGUGGCAAAUAGAAGAAAUGAAAACAUAAGAAGUGAUGUCGCGUCUUGGCAAGAGCAAGUUGAUGAACUUAUGAAAGAAGACACCAAAACAAAAGUCAGAUGCUUUUUUGGAUGGUGUCCUAAUUGCAAAUGGCAAUAUAGUAGGGGGAAGGAUUUGGAAAGCAAGACUGAAGAGAUUAAAAGACUCAUGGAAUGCAACUUGGAAAAUGUUGGAAUCCCUCGUGAUGUUCCAGAAAUUGAAUAUCAUUCUUCUCAAAAUUACAUUUCUUUCAACAGUAGAAAGUCGGCCUAUGAGAAACUUUGGAAUGCAUUGACAGAUGAAAACAACUAUAUAAUUGGAUUGCAAGGGAUGGGGGGCACAGGUAAAACAGCAUUAGCAAGAGAAAUGGGUAAGGAGCUUAAGAAAACAAAAAUGUUUGAUACAGUUGUUGAUACUACAGUGUCUAAUACCCCUGAUACAAAAAGGAUUCAAGAUGAUAUUGCAGGGCCAUUAGGGUUGCCAUUGAAGGAUUGUACUGAAUCAGAAAGACCUAGAAAGUUGUGGGACAGAUUGAAAAAUGGUGAGAAAAUUCUUGUCAUUCUUGAUGAUGUGUGGGAAUAUAUCAGUUUUGAAGAAAUAGGUAUUCCACCUAAGGACAACCACAACGGUUGUAGAAUUCUUGUAACCACUCGCAAUAUGAGCAUAUGCAACAGAAUGGACUGUGACAAGACAAUUGAACUAAAUGUCUUACCUGACGAAGAAGGAUGGAUCUUGUUCCAAAAGCAUGCCGGUUUGAGUGAUAGUUCUUCUAAAAUUCUUAUCGAUAAAGGUCGUAAAAUUUCCAAAGAAUGUAAAGGCUUACCAAUUGCAAUUGAAGUUAUCGCUAGUAGUUUGAAGCGCCAACAACAUUUGGAAGAAUGGAAUGUAGCCUUAAAAGCCUUGCGAAAGUCCAUGCCCCUACAUGGCGAUGAUGAUAAUUGGGGUAAAGUUUUUACAUGUUUGAAGUAUAGUUAUGACAAUAUGAAGAAUAAAACAGCUAAGGAAUUGUUCCUUUUGUGUUCUAUGUUCCAAGAAGAUGAAGAAUUUGAUGAAGAAACUUUAGUCAGACUUGCCAUAGGAGCGGGCCUCAUUGAGAAAAUUGAAGAUGAUGAUUACAUUCAUGUUUAUUAUUGA
Sphenostylis stenocarpa is the source of this 1323-nucleotide messenger RNA. Lineage: Eukaryota; Viridiplantae; Streptophyta; Magnoliopsida; Fabales; Fabaceae. The record is from the annotation of a GenBank genome assembly.